GAACUUGCAAUUUAGAUUUUAGAUUGAAGUUUCAUAAUAAAAAAUUCACACAGGUGUGAAGGGGUUUUGCGAUGUCCACAUAUAAUUUUGCAAUAAUAAUAUGUCGGAUUGGUAUUGGCGGGUGAUUGCCUUGAAGGCGGCAUUCGUGUUAUCAUGUUUUGUUUCUUACAUCCGAACCGAAGAUACCAUCCAAAAGUUACCAUACUGUAAUCCCCAUACCGCUAAAGAUGCACCGGUGUAUAACGACCUAGUGAUUGUGAGCACACUCGAUGGACGUUUGACUGCUUUCUCAACUGAAAAUGGAAACACGGCUUGGUCAUUGGAGACACAGCCACUGCUGUCGUCAAAUUUACACAAUUUUGAGCUCACAGCAAAUGGGAAAAGGGUACGGCUAAUACCUUCACUGCGAGGCACCCUGUAUAGUUUGAGUGGUGACACCUUAGAGCCUCUGCCAUUUGACGCUGAACAACUAUUGUCUGCCUCCUUUAAGUACUCUGAUGAUAUGGUUAUUGCGGGCGCGCGGGAAACUCUAUGGUUGGGUAUAGACGCACACACGGGGGCUAUUAUAUACGAAUGCAACUCAUCGGGAUGUAAUAGUGAGCAAGAGAUAGCAAGUGCUGGUCGCGAUAUAUUGGUGCUGAGGAGGCUGUCUAACACUGUGAGAGCGCUGGACCCACGCUCUGGGACUGAGAACUGGAACUUCAGUGUAGCGGAACAUAACCUGGCUCUUAGCAGACGCGAAUGCGCGGGAAAAUCAACCACGCCGAUACCAGUUGCUAUAGCAGUGGCACUACCGGAAGGUGUAGUUGCCGUUCGACAUCCGGAAUCGCAGCUUACGAUAUGGCAACAUCAGCUAGACGCGCCAGUAGCGAACAUGUGGCGGCUACAAAAUGGCGUCGUACAGAACAUGGACGUGCUGUGGGAGGCCACGCAUGCCAUAGCGGAUAUGGCUGCCAAACCACCUUCUAUUUAUCUUGGCAUACAUAAUACACAGCUCUACAUACAAGAAAGCGCCCUCUACACUCGUAAACUGGAAACGUCGAUGUCAACAAAGCCGUUGCCAUGGAGAGUGAAACAAUCCCGCCCGUUGCUAAGCGACGGCACCGCGCUGCAAACGUUGCCAGAUGCAGAAAAUACCUUGUCUAUGGUCGCUUUGUAUGGCAGCACUGGGGUGCAGGACAACCAAGGCUUCUUCCUUUACCUACAAGAGACAUGCGACCAAGCGGUCCAAGUGACAGAUGAACUAACACAACCCGACAUAGUCCUACCAAACAAUAGUGACGACACGAACCACCAUCACGUUCACGUACACGUAUAUUCUCUAUGGUUUUGGUGGAAAGAAGUACUUUUAAUCGCUAUAAGUUCCGCUCUACUCAUGAAUUUAAUGAUAUGGCCGAGAUUUUUCGCGGCUAAAAUAAGGCCAAGUACUCCAUUGCCGAUAAAUCAAGAGUACAUAGUUGUGGAGAGGCAUUAUGAAAGGCCAAUUACGAACCAGGUGGAAUAUUCUGGAAGGUAUGAGAACGAUUUUACGCCGUUGCGCUGUUUGGGAAGGGGCGGGUUUGGAGUGGUGUUUGAAGCGAGGAAUAAUAUUGAUCAUCAGUCGUAUGCGGUUAAGAGGAUUACGCUGCCGAAGAGGGAAUCCCGCCGCGAGCGUGUCCUACGUGAAGUUCGUGCGCUCGCAAAACUAGAGCACGAACACAUAGUGCGCUAUUUCAACGCGUGGCUCGAAGAACCGCCGCCAUUGUGGCAGGAACAGAGGGACGCUUAUUGGUUGCGUGAACUAGGCGGAGCAUCAGUAAUGUCUGAAUGCACUUCCCCGCAAAUAGACAAGUCGCCCACUAAAGGUGACGCGGUGACUCUAAACAUUCAUAAGUCUAUAGAUGACUGUAUUGAUGCACUGGAUUAUGACAAGAAGGAACCGAAACGGCUCAGAUCUCUAAGCUGCAACGACUCAUUCAGCAUAGUAUUCGACGAGAACGCAUCAAAGGACGCGCACUUAACCAACACUCCAACAAAAAAGGGCAGUGGGGACGAUUCCUUCAUAGUGUUCGCUAAUUCUCAGGAUUCCAAGGGACUGUCCCAGGCUAGGCAGGAUAUUAGCAAUAAACAGCUGGAAAAAGUUAAGGAAGUUGGCAGUUUUUCUAGUGGGAGUAAGAAAAAGAAAGGGCACACACGUCACUGGUCGCUGGACAUGUGCGUGCGUUCGGGCAACCCGAGCAAGAUGUACCUGUACAUACAGAUGCAGUUGUGUCGACGUGACAGCUUGCACGACUGGCUGCGGGACAACCGCACGUGGGAGUGUCGCCGGGACAAGGUGAAAACGCUAUUCAGUCAGAUAGUAUCAGCUGUGGAAUACGUUCAUCUAGCGGGUCUGAUCCACCGUGACUUAAAACCCAGUAAUAUAUUCUUUGCGCCAGACGGUAAAGUGAAAGUGGGAGACUUCGGUCUGGUGACCGCGAUGGGAGACUCGCAGGGAGAACCGGCAGAUGAGUCCCACCCGUAUGGCGGGCAUACGCAUCGAGUUGGAACCCACUUAUACAUGUCCCCAGAACAACUGCAAGGCCUCCCAUACAGUUAUAAAGUGGAUAUCUACUCUUUAGGACUGGUUCUAUUUGAGCUCUUACACCCUUUUGGCACUGAGGCGGAACGAGUUGAUUGUUUACUGAGAGUGAGAAAGGGCCAUUAUCCAACUCACUUUGAACAGAGUUAUCCGAAUGAGAUUGAAGUACUAAAACUAAUGCUAAGCACGGACCCGAACCAGCGACCCACGGCUAGCGGGGUCAAAGCAAGAGCGCCACUCUACCAAGCUACAGACGAACAAUGGCAUUUUACACUACCUACCCUAAUUUCGGCUUGAAAAUUUAAAAAAAAUUACAAAAAAAGUCAUUAGAUUUAAAAUUGACUAUCAUAGAAUGUGUAUAAGAAUAUGAAUAGAAAAAGUUUUGCUAAAAUUUAAAAUGAACAGCUUGUUUUGAAGAAUGCGCUUAAAAAAAAUAGAGCGUGUGUGCUGAGCACACGUGUCAGAAGUGAAACUUCUUUGACAAGAUUCAAAGAUACCAAAAUCAUCGUCUUACUCCGUGACGUUACGGUAUUGCCAUGCCAUCUUGAAAUUUUACUCUCAACGCGCCAAAAAGAGUUUCACUUCAAAAAUACCUACUAUAAAAAAGACAUGACAAUUUAUGCUCAUCGCAUUUUCUGCUAAUAUGCAUAUAGAACAGAUUGACUCCGUUCAUAAAAAUGAUAUAUUUAAAGUAUAUAUUUCAUAAAUAAUACAAAAAUGAACAUAUUAUAUUUUCUAAGUUUUACGGUAUACAUGUUAUAAAAAUAGAUUAUAGGUAAACUGUACCGUCAAAGACGCUAAAAGCUUUGCUUUAUUGCUAAAACUAUGAGGUCUAAAAUAAAUAAAAUAGUGUAGUUUCUAGGAAGUUUAAAAAUUACUAAUGAAAAAUCGUAUAUUUUAAAAAAACUCGAGGCAUAGAUCACAUAUUUAAUCACCAGUGAAACUAUCACAUUAUUUUUUAUCUACAUUUAAGUAAUAAACGCAAUAAGUAAUGAUAAGUAUUAAAAUAUAAAGACUGUUUUUUGGAGGAAUGUUGGAUUUGUGAAUGUUUUUAAAUGCUUUGUAGAUACUAACGUAGUAUUUGAGAUAGAUAUUGUUCAAUGAUUAUGUUUAAGUAAACCUAUGAAAUAUUUUUAUAUUAAGUUUCCAAAGGAUAAUUAAAAAUAUUUCUUAUGUGCGUUAUUUUUAGUUGAAUACCUAAUGUCUUUUUAGUCUUAUACGUUCUUAGCGUACGAAUUUAUGUUUGGAAUGUUGAUAGGAGUCCUAAUAAAUAAUAUUAGCUGA
Molecule: messenger RNA, 3844 nt
Organism: Colias croceus (clouded yellow)
Lineage: Eukaryota; Metazoa; Arthropoda; Insecta; Lepidoptera; Pieridae
Gene: PEK
Product: eukaryotic translation initiation factor 2-alpha kinase
Exons: 15
Coding region: 101-2857 (918 amino acids)
Biological process (GO): protein phosphorylation
Molecular function (GO): protein kinase activity; ATP binding; protein binding
Source: RefSeq, a predicted model, not a curated record